UUUCUGCUUUGCGUCCGUGCAAUUGUCAUAAAGCGUGCAAAGCAAAGUCAAGAGUGUAACGGUAACUUAUAAUACUACUUUAUAAAUGCAUGUGCGUGCCUGUCUUAUGGAUACAAGUUUUAGAUGCUAAAUUGCUGAAACAUUAUUGAUGCGAUGAACAAUGGGUAUUUCGAAACUUGAGAUAUCUUCUGCAAGAACUAAUUUACUCAAAACUGUGCGGAGUAAAAGGGCAACUCUAGGACUUUUAUUUGUUCUAAAUGCGGGUUUUAUUUUUACAUAUAUCAUAAAUCCCCUUCCAGAAAAAGACUGUAAUUCUACCGAUUUUGUUAAACAUAAUACUCCCCCGCCAUUUGCUAAUCUCCCAGAUUUUUGUAAUGGCGUCGAAACAGCUAACAAAUAUAGUAUGACAAGCACAAAGUUUACGAGGGCAAGAUCAAAAUUCUUACCAAAAGACAGAGUUAUACUGGUUCGUCUUAGAACAUACAAUAAGAGAAACAUCCCGAAACUAAAUGGUGGAGAUAUUAUUUUUGCGUGGGCAAGACAGAUGUAUGGUGACGGUAUGGUUCCGGGAAAUGUUAUCGAUCAUCGGAACGGUUCGUAUACGGGUUUAAUCCGAGUUUUCUGGACGGGAAGAACUAAUGUUCAUCUGAGGCUGGUAUCAGCGGUUGAGAAUACGUGUCUUCGCUAUAAAGCUCUGUAUAAGUACGGUGACAUUGUAUUUACUCUCAGACAACCCUAUGGAUUGAGGGCCGUUUAUUCGUAUAACAAUUCGAAAGUUUUUGCGCCGUGUAAUACUAACAGCUUCAUAUAUGGAAGCUCUCGAGUAUGUAAUUUUACGACUUUGAACGGAGGGAUGUCAUGGUAUUGCGGACUGCCUGCUGGAGGUCAAUUUCAGUGUAAAGACCUUCAAUCAUUCUCACUUGGUUCAUUUAAGAGGCGUGCUCGUAGUGUUGAAGAUAAAAUCCGAUCUCCGGGACACGGUAUAUUCAGGAUACCAAUGUCAGUAGACGUAACGUUUAAGUCAGAUACAAACUCAUCUGUAACUUGUAAUGAAAGAACGCCAUUAGAGUCUUGGACAGAGAAAUCUCCGAUUGGAUUCUUUUUGAAACGUCUCUGGAUUCCGACGAACUGCAAAACCAAUUUCAAACACACUAUUGCAAAUUAUAGAACAUGCCUUCAAAACAGAACGUUGAUUUUUCUUGGAGAUUCAACAGUAAGGCAGUACAUUAACUUCUUUAUUAAGGAUAUAUUAGGAUUAGAUGAAACAAUAGAGAAAGGAUUAACUUUUGGACCUAACUUUCAAACCUACCAUGGUCACCACACGUUUACAAACCAUGGAAUAACACUUAUUUAUAGAAAACAAGCUAUGCCUUUGCAUUUCGCAGGUGGUGAAAUACCUAUAAAUAAUAUUCAAUCCUUUCCCCAAAUACUUGACUCAUUAACUAAUAGUGAUAUACCAGGUAUUUCUUUAGUUGUGCUGUUAAACUACCACGCCCAUUUUACUUCAUAUCCCCCCGAAAAAUAUCGUGAACGUCUGAAAUAUUUAGUCGCUUCGUUAAAACGCCUCUUCUAUUCAAAACCGGAAGCUAAAGUAUUUUUCAAGGGACCAUCUCCAUGUAUUUCAGAUUCAAAAUGGUGGGAUCCAUACAUUUCACUUGUUUAUAAGAAGAUUCUAACUGAGGAAUUUACUGACAUUCUGGAUAAAGUAACUUACCUGAACAUAUGGGAAAUAAGUGUUGCCCAUAAUGUGUUAGACGUCCAUCCACAGGGUCAAGCCUUGAAAAGUCAGUUACAUCAGUUCAUGACAUUUCUUUGUUAAUUAUUUCCUUUACACUUGCAAGAGCAAACGUGACGUUCUUUAAGAUUCAUUUCUGAAGGGCACUCCUUGUAAUAACGCUGGAUUGUGAAAGAAGUAAAGCAGAACGAUGCAAAAUGGAGUAUACUAAUAAAAACUACAACACGGUAAAAAAAUAACAAUAUAUAUUAAUUAUGCCCCCACUUCGAAGAAGAGGGGGUAUAUUGCUUUGCACUUGUCGGUCCGUCCCGUCCGUCGGUCCGUAGACCAAAUGGUUUCCGAGUGAUAACUAAAGAAUCCUUAGGCCUAGAAACUUCAA
Messenger RNA from Ruditapes philippinarum (Manila clam), 2114 nucleotides. Its product is annotated as NXPE family member 3-like. The coding region runs from base 161 to 1819 and encodes 552 amino acids. NCBI's taxonomy places the organism in Eukaryota, Metazoa, Mollusca, Bivalvia, Venerida, Veneridae. The transcript has 2 exons. The record is from RefSeq and is a predicted model, not a curated record.